Aspergillus glaucus CBS 516.65 is the source of this 1035-nucleotide messenger RNA. Its product is annotated as F-box protein. The record is from RefSeq and is a predicted model, not a curated record. The transcript has a single exon. NCBI's taxonomy places the organism in Eukaryota, Fungi, Ascomycota, Eurotiomycetes, Eurotiales, Aspergillaceae. Gene Ontology annotation, molecular function: protein binding. The coding region runs from base 1 to 1035 and encodes 344 amino acids.
AUGGCUCGAAUAGCGCUUCGCCAGCGCUGGAGUAUCCUCUGCCAUAAACUUUCCAGACUCGCUCAAAGACAACGACCAUCGAAGAUUGCUGCUCCUUCCACGGAAAAGCAGGGUCUCGAACCCAUGCUAUUCAAAUUCUCGAUGGAACUACUGCUCCAGAUAUUCUCUCAUCUACCCUUACCAAGCCGCGUCUGCCUGGCCCUAAGCUGCAAAGAUCUUUACGAUCUGUUCAGCUGGGUGCUUAAAGCCAAGGAGUUGCGUUUUCCUGGAUUGCGCACUAUGGGGAAACCAUUGUCCACGUCUGACCGGUGGUAUGUUAAGAGCAGGGAGUAUCAUCUGCGGAUGAAGUUGCUCAGUCAACUCGAGGAUAGUAAAUGGACAUGCUGUGCGUAUUGUCAGAAAUUACAUCCGCGCGAAGAGUUUGAUGCGAUGUACCGCUUGAUCGGUCCUUGUUUGAGGCGGUGCAAUGAUUGGGCUGGGAUUUUGGAUUUUUGCCCUUGUAUUUCGAUGACUAUUCGUGAUCGGGCACACGUCGUGAAAUAUCUGAUGAGGAAGUCAACUGAUGACCGCAUUGCUCGUCGGUUUAUUGAUACCGGCUUGUUCAAGGAUUCAGCCAAUGACCAAGGUGGACGUUGUCUCUUACAUGAAUGUCGUGCAUACUCAGCAGUGCAAGCUGUGACCAUACUUACUCUUACUGAAGGUAAUAGGUUGAGGGCUUACUAUUGGUAUAAGCUUCCUACUAAUUAUCUCAUCUCUGAGAUGGUUCCUGUGUGGCUGUGUCCCACUAAGUGGCUUUCUCUCAUGAGAAAUUCGGAUACUUGGCAUUGUCCCAGCUGCAGUUCAGAUAUCACCAAACUGACAGAUUCGAACACUCCAGAUAUGACAGUGGUAAAUGUCAGACGUCCUUUAGGGAUAGGGGAAUGGCCCCGAGCUACCGGAUAUCUUAGAUUAUCGUCUCAAUAUACACUGAGCAUUGACAUGACACCCUGGCUGAACACGAAUAUUCCGUCAUAUGAAGCUUUGAUUGCUAAUUGA